CUCCUCCCCUGCCUCUCAUUAUCUCCCUCCUCCCACCACCUUCUCCAUGCCCCUCUUCCGCCGCAAGCACAAGCCCUCCGCCGCCGCGACUGCAUUCCGAUCCGUCGAGCAUCUGCCUGCGGCCGUCCCUCGCGUCUACCCCGACGACGAUCUCGACCGCCGCUUCUCCGCCUCCACCUCCCGCGACCCUCUGCCUCUGCCUCCUUCGAGAACACCAACUGCUACAACUACAGCUACGACUACGAAGACCAUCCCUCCCUCCGCAUCAACCCCGUCCAUUACGCCCAUCGACACCCCUUCUCCCCCCAACCCUGCCCCGCAACCACGCCACCCCGCAAAUACCCCCCUCGGUCGCUCCAAGAGCCAGCGACAAGGCCCCAGCAACAGCAUCAGCAACAGCAGCAGCGACGACUCUCCGGUACUUGCACAUGCAGCAUCCCCCGCACCCACCCUCGAUGCUGACCCUCCCACCCAGUCGUGGCCUUUGCCAGACCAGCCCCUCAAGUCCGCCGACCCCGAACCGCGCAAAUCGCGCCGCAGCAUCUUCUCCCUCCACUCGUCCGUCGCCCGCGAGCAGUCCGGCGGCAUAUUGCAGCGCACUCGCUCCGUGAAGAAGACUCCCCCCACCGUCGAGCCCCGUCGGAUUCCUAUACAACAGCGCCCGGUGUCCGUCGACACCACCUCCGAACCUCGCCCUGCUACCUCCUGGUCGAGGGAGCACGAACUAGACGCCCCGUGGCAGAAGAUUCCGCAGCCGCCGCGUCAAUCUCCCCCGCAGCAGCAGCAGCAGCAACAGCAGCAGCAGCCGCAGCCGCAACAACAACCACAACUACAACAGCAACCCCAACCCAAACCCAAACCCAACCUCAGCCGCAGCCCCAAUUCCAACAAGCUCAGGCUGCGUCCCCGUCUCGCGGAUCGCAAGAAGCUUUGUUUCCGCCCCAGAACCAACCUCAGUCUGAUCCCUCUCCGCCCCAACCUCAAACCCCGACCCGAUCAUCCAUGCCGCAGAACGCAGGGCCCCUCGACACACGCUCCCCCCGUUCACCGCAUCCCUCUAUCCCCCGAUCCAACACCGACUCGGCCACCCAGACCGCCCGGCGAACUGGCCCCAACACAGCCCCAAUUGGACCCCACGGUCGGCGCUCGACCCCCAUCGCGCCAGUCCAUCGGGCCUCCCUCGCCACUACGUCCCCUUCCAAACCCUCCAGACACAGUCGCGAGUGGCAUGUCAGAACGUCCAUCGGGUCCGCCUCCGGGUCAGCCCACCCCCGGCCAUGCGCCGUAUGCAGGAAACACGCAGGAAGCUGGCUUCCGCACCGCGGCGGCACAGCAACCGGAGCAGGGUCGCAGCACGCCCAGCUCGCGGGACAGCCGUCGGGACGCUCGCGAGGAGAGCGAUCUCGACGUGCGGGCGUUAGUCCAGAAGCACGAUGAACUCCAGGCCAAAUAUUCCAAGGUGAAACGAUACUACUUUGAGAAGGAAGCACAGGUGCAGCACCUCCAGAACACGGUAGCCCACCAGCGCAUGGCCGUGUCCCGCACGGUGCUAGACGACAACGAGUACGCCAACCGAUUCGGUCGCCUCGACGGCGCAAUCAAGGACCUGGCCUUUGCCAUCCGCAAGGACUGGGAGACGCUGCCGCCGUGGCUGAGCGGGGUCGUCAACGACGACGCCCACACCGUCGGCACGAAGGAAAUGACGGCGAUCGGCCGCGCCGUGAUGAGCCGAUGGCUCGUCGAAGAGCUCUUCGAGCGCUACUUCCACCCCGCCCUGGAACCCACCUUCAGCCGCCAGCUCAAGAGCAUCGAGAUGAACCUGCGCCGGCAGCAGGUCAAACCGUGCACAGAGGAAGACAAAGAGAACGCCAUCGCGCGCAUCUCCAACUGGCGCCGCACCACGCUAGACGGCCUCACCAACCUACAGGGGCCACAGGCCGACGAACACCGCUCCCAGCUCAUCGACCGACUCAUCUCCCACCUGGUCGCCACCCUCGUCUCACACCUCCACGACCCCGCCCCACCAGGCCUCGACACCGGUGCCCGCAUGAUCGUCGAAAACGCCGUGGGCAUUGCUGAGAAAAUCCCUCUUGAAUCUCGUGAUAUCUGCGUCGAAUACAUCGCACCCGGGUCGGUCAUCCACGAAGGCACCAUGAAGAUUGAAGCGGGGCUUCCACCCCUCACCCACGUACGGACUGAAUCCCGUGGUUCGGACGAGCUCGAUCCGGCCGAUGAAACCGAUGAGUCAGGAGGAGGUGGUGGUCCUGGUGAAUCCAGCCCACCGCAGCAGCGCGAACAACGCAUGCGAUCGGUCUUCAGCUCCCUGAUGGGCCGUCGUACGGGUCCGACGGCGCCUCCUGGCCCGGGCGACACCCGCGUUGUUCAGGAAGAGCGAGAGCGCGGCCCCGGUCGCAUUCGGUUUGCGUCUUUCGUCACCGCGGAGGUUCGAGGGAGGGGACCGAUGAACGUGUUGGUCAAGGCGCCGGUGUAUUUGAUUGAGUAGAUGCAUGAAUGGCAUGCACCUAGAGCACAGCGAGUGGAAAAGAGCAGAACAGGGAGAGCAGAGCAAAUAGCAUGUACAGCGAAUUCAUCUGGUGAUGAGAUGUAUAUUCUUCCUUCCCAGCAGACAUGUGCUUAAAUUAAGUAAGUGGAGUAUCCGUAGGAUAGCUAUAGAUGCGAAGGAU
Molecule: messenger RNA, 2684 nt
Organism: Aspergillus heteromorphus CBS 117.55
Lineage: Eukaryota; Fungi; Ascomycota; Eurotiomycetes; Eurotiales; Aspergillaceae
Exons: 3
Coding region: 47-2503 (818 amino acids)
Source: RefSeq, a predicted model, not a curated record